Blepharisma stoltei is the source of this 2294-nucleotide messenger RNA. The record is from the annotation of a GenBank genome assembly. Lineage: Eukaryota; Ciliophora; Heterotrichea; Heterotrichida; Blepharismidae.
AUGGAACUUGAACUUUCAGCAGUUAUUGGAUUUUCAGGCGGGGUUAUGCAAGGAUUGCAGCUACACCCCGACAAUGAGCAUAUAAUCUAUCCAUUAGGCUCAACAAUUGUCAUUCGACAUAUCAUAAAUCGAAAUCAAACAUUCUUGCGUGGGCAUGAUCAACGAGUAUCAUGCAUUACAAUAUCAAGGUCUGGAAAUCUUAUAGCCAGCGGCCAACAAACUCAUAUGGGUUUUCAAGCACAAGCAAUAAUUUGGGAUUUCAAUACUAAGCAGCAGCUACAAGUAAUAAAACUUCAUAAAGUCUUACAUCUUUUAAAUAUUAUUAUGAAAAACAGUUUUUGUAACAAUUAAUUUAUUAUUUAUAAUGAUUUAUUUAGUUUAUUUAAGAGUUAGUACAAUCUUUGCACUUUUCUGCUAAUGAACAAUAUUUAGCAUCUUUAGGAGGGCAAGAUGACAACAUGCUCGUCAUUUGGGAUGUGGCAACUGGGAAAGGACAAUGUGGAAGUACAAUAGGCCAUGAGCCAGGCUUUGAAGUGAAGUUUUAUAACAACUCAGAUAGAUCACUUGUUACAGUGCAAAAUUUAUUAGUCAAAAUUUGGGAAGCAGAUUAUGUAGAGAAAAAAUUAGCUUUUCGAAAUAUCAACUUACUCCCCCCCCUCGAAGUUCGACCAAGAUAUAGGGAAAAUUCCUAUUUUUUUGGAAAAUUAACCCACCUCAAAGUUCGACCAAGACCUAUAUAAAUUUACUAGGAAAAUAAGCAAUUUUUCAAAAAUUUUAAACUAUGUGGGGGUGAGCUUGCGAUUUUUGUAUUCAAGUUCUAAAAAAGCGUUACAAAACAUCUUGCACUAUUUUUUCUAACCCUUACACCCUCUCAACCAUACAGAAGAAUAUGAUAAAUAUAUUUUUUUUUUUUAACUACUAAAUUAUAUAAAAAAAAAUUCUAUAUAAUUUUUUUUAAAAAAAAUUUUUCUUAACCCCCCUCGAAGUUCGAUCAAAAAAAUCUUGGUCGAACUUCGAGGGUGGGGGAGUUAGGAAACAUCAAGAGACAGAUAUUAAAUCUAAUCAUUCACCCUAGCGACCAGUUUGCAUACGUAGGAACAAGAACUGGAGACAUCCUUGAGCUAAACUUACAAACUGCUCUCUACAAACGAGCUGGCCCUGCGCGAAAAUUGUUUGCUCAAGGAAUUCAGUCUAUGGCAUUGCUUCCUAAUGGCGAUUUAUUAGUUGGUGCAGGUGAUGGAACCUUAGCCAAGCUUGGCAGUCAGAAUUUACAAGUGAAAAUCCAAACUGAGGUCUUAGGCGGACCAACAUCGAUUUCUUUGACAAGUGAUGGAACUCAUUUCUUUUUGGGAACUUCUCAAUCUAAUAUGUAUUUUGUGGAUUCUGAUGAGUUAAAAGCUGAAUUACGCAAUACAUGCCAUUAUGAAAAGAUUAAUGAUAUUUCAUUUCCAUCAAACUACUCAGAAGUAUUUGCUACGUGCUCAUUUAAUGAUAUCCGUAUAUGGAAUGCUCGAAACCGCCAAGAGCUAUUAAGGAUCCAGGUUCCAAAUUUAGAAUGUUUUUGCAUUGGCUUCACUCCAGACGGUAAAAGUAUCAUAAGUGGCUGAAGUGAUGGCAAGCUCAGAGCAUUUUUACCACAAUCAGGGAAAUUAAUGUAUGUUAUAAAUGACGCUCAUAGACAUGGCCUCACCGCUUUAAUUUCUGCAAAUAACUCGACAAGAAUCAUUUCUGGAGGUUUUGAAGGUGAAGUCAGAGUUUGAAAAAUUGGAAAACAAACUCAAACAAUGGAAGCUUCAAUGAAAGAGCACAGAGGCAGAGUUUGGGCGAUUCAGACUAACAGAAGCAAUGAGUUCGCUGUAAGCGCAAGCUCAGAUGGGUCUUGCAUUGUGUGGGACUUACGAUCUUUUACAAGACUGAUUUGUCUAUUUGAAAGCACAAUGUUUAAGCAAGUCUUAUAUAACCCUGAUGAAUCCCAAUUAUUAACGACAGGAAGUGACAGAAAAAUUACUUAUUGGGACACUUUUGAUGGCCAGAGUAUUAGAAUGCUAGACGGCUCAGAAGAAGGUGAAGUCAAUGCUUUAGCGAUUUCAAGAGAUGGAAAUUCGUUUGCCUCGGGUGGAGAAGAUCAGAGGGUCAAAUACUGGAGCUAUGAUGAAGGAGUUGUGCUAUAUGAAGGAAUUGGGCACUCUGGAAGUGUCACAAAAAUAGCCUUCAGCCCUGAUCAAAGGACUUUAGUGACUGUGGGAACUGAAGGAGCUAUUUUUAUUUGGGAUGUUCCUCAAGGAAAUGAUUAA